Molecule: messenger RNA, 2315 nt
Organism: Oncorhynchus tshawytscha (Chinook salmon)
Lineage: Eukaryota; Metazoa; Chordata; Actinopteri; Salmoniformes; Salmonidae
Product: vacuolar protein sorting-associated protein 33A
Exons: 13
Coding region: 50-1855 (601 amino acids)
Biological process (GO): intracellular protein transport; vesicle-mediated transport
Cellular component (GO): CORVET complex; lysosome
Source: RefSeq, a predicted model, not a curated record
ACUUUACCACUAGAAGUCACCUGACACUCCCUACACAGUCGGUGCAAAAAUGUCUGCGCACUUAUCAUAUGGAAGAGUAAAUUUAAACAUUUUGAGGGAAGCAGCGCGGAAGGAGCUCCGUGAGUUUUUGGACAAAUGUGGAGGAAGCAAGGCUAUUGUGUGGGAUGAAUACCUGACUGGACCCUUUGGAUUGAUAGCACAAUAUUCAUUGUUGAAGGAACAUGAGGUGGAGAAGAUGUUCACCCUCAAAGGGGGGCGUCUCCCUGCUGCUGACGUGAAAAAUAUCAUCUUCUUUGUCCGUCCCAGGCUUGAGCUGAUGGAUAUUAUAGCUGAAAAUGUAAUCAGUGAGGAUAAGAUGCAUUCCCCACGUGAUUUCCACAUUUUGUUUGUGCCACGGCGGAGCAUGCUCUGUGAGCAGCGGCUGAAAGAGCAGGGGGUCCUGGGCUCGUUUAUCAACAUAGACGAGUACAUCCUAGACCUCAUCCCCUAUGAUGGAGACCUGCUCUCCAUGGAGUCCGAGGGGGCAUUCAGGGAGUGCUAUCUGGAAAGUGACCAGACAAGUCUGUACCACACUGCCAAGGGCCUUAUGACUCUCCAGGCUCUGUAUGGGACCAUCCCCCAGAUAUUUGGGAAAGGGGAGUGUGCACGGCAUGUAGCUAACAUGAUGCUUAGGAUGAAAAGGGAGUUUGCUGGCAGCCAGACUCAGAUCCUACCUGUGUUUGACUCACUGCUGCUGCUGGACCGCAAUGUAGACCUGCUCACCCCUUUGGCCACACAGCUCACAUACGAGGGCCUCAUUGACGAAGUCUAUGGAAUUACCAACGGUUAUGUGAAGUUGCCUCCUGAGAAGUUUUCUGCCCAAAAGAAGCAGGGUGAGGCGGGUAAAGACCUGCCCACGGAGCCCAAGAAGAUGCAGCUCAACUCAGCAGAGGAGCUGUAUGCUGAGAUACGGGACAAAAACUUCAAUGGCGUAGGGGCUGCACUGAGCAAGAAGGCCAAGAUCAUCUCCGCUGCAUUUGAGGAGCGGCACAGUGCCAAAACAGUGGGCGAGAUAAAGCAGUUUGUGUCCCAGCUGCCCCACAUGCAGGCAGCACGGAGCUCGCUGGCCAAUCACACCUCCAUAGCUGAACUCAUUAAGGACAUCACCACGUCUGAGGCCUUCUUUGAUAACCUGACAGUGGAGCAGGAGUUUAUGACUGGAGUCGAUACAGACAAGGUUAACACAUACAUAGAGGACUGCAUCGCCCAGAAGGAUCCCCUAAUCAAAAUCCUGCGGCUGGUCUGUAUGCAGUCGGUCUGCAACAAUGGCCUCAAACAGAAGUUGUUGGACUACUACAAGAGGGAGAUUCUGCAGACUUAUGGAUAUGAACACAUGCUUACCCUCAACAACCUGGAGAAGACAGGUCUUCUGAAGCCCCAGACAAGCACCAGGAAUAACUACCCCACCAUCAGGAAGACACUCAAACUCUGGAUGGAGGAUGCCAACGAACAGAACCCCAACGACAUCUCCUAUGUGUACAGUGGCUAUGCUCCUCUUAGCAUCCGUCUGACCCAGGUGUUGGCCAGGCCCGGCUGGCGCAGCAUCGAGGAGGUUCUGAAGAUGCUCCCUGGUCCACACUUUGAGGAGAGACAACAGCUGCCUGCUGGUCUCCAUAAGAAGCGCCAGCAGGGGGAGAACAGGACCACACUGGUGUUCUUUCUGGGAGGGGUGACAUAUGCGGAAAUCGCUGCCCUGCGCUUCCUGUCUCAGAUGGAGGAUGGUGGCACAGAAUACAUCAUUGCCACCACCAAGCUCAUCAAUGGUACGAGCUGGAUCAAAUCCCUAAUGGACCGUCCUGAGGCUCAGGCCUCCUGAGCCUGCUGACUGCCCCCUCAGGGGGAACAGAUGCACUGCUGGACCCAACAAAUAUUCGGAACAAAAGACCUUGCCGCUUGUUUUUAAUGUCCAUAUUCCAGCUCUCUGCCGGUGUGUCUGAUUGAGCUCACCAGAAGUCAGCUCCUCAAUUGUCAACGUCUUUCCUCUGCAACUCUCACAGCUUGCUAAAUAUAGUUCUCCAUUGUCACCUGUUGUGGUCACUGUAUGGAGCCAAGAAUAUGUCGUCUUACUUGGGGCAUGAUCAUAUGAAAGGUUCUAAGAUCUUUGUAAAAAAAUAAUACUGUAUUUAUACAGAGGCUGAAAUGUAGUUGUUUGUAUUAUUAUUUUUGUUUAUUAGUGAUUUCAACAUAUCUUGUGUUGUACAGUAUAGGACUUUUCUCUCUCCUUUCCAGUAUUUGUGUAAAAAAUCCUGUAAAUAAAAUGUGUAAUUGACAGCUUA